CCCGAGUCACGUGGCUGCUGGCGGAGAUGGGCGGGGCGUGGGACGUGCUGCCGCGUCCUAGCUGGCUUACAGGGCGGCGGCGGGGCGUGUGUCCUCUGUUAAUAGUGCUACUCGCCCGGGGUUGAUCUGUGCAUGCCACUCCUGGGUCAGACGGUGAGGUCGGCGUCUGCGAGGACACGGCGGUGGAGGAGAAGGGCAGCCGGAGACAGGCCGGGCGCCCCUUCGGAGGCUAGACGGCCCCGGCUUCGCGGUGAUCAUGGCAUCGCUGGUGGACCGAGUGCGGGGCCACGGGCGAAUCGCCGCAGGGCUCCUGUUCAACCUGCUGGUGUCCAUCUGCAUUGUGUUCCUCAACAAAUGGAUUUAUGUGCACCACGGCUUCCCCAACAUGAGCCUGACCCUGGUGCACUUCGUGGUCACCUGGCUGGGCUUGUAUAUCUGCCAGAAGCUGGACAUCUUUGCCCCCAAAAGUCUGCCGCCCUCCAGGCUCCUCCUCCUGGCGCUCAGCUUCUGUGGCUUUGUGGUCUUCACUAACCUUUCUCUGCAGAACAACACCAUAGGCACCUAUCAGCUGGCCAAGGCCAUGACCACGCCGGUGAUCAUAGCCAUCCAGACCUUCUGCUACCAGAAAACCUUCUCCACCAGAAUCCAGCUCACGCUGAUUCCUAUAACUUUAGGUGUAAUCCUAAAUUCUUAUUACGAUGUGAAGUUUAAUUUCCUUGGAAUGGUGUUUGCUGCUCUUGGUGUUUUAGUUACGUCCCUUUAUCAAGUGUGGGUAGGAGCCAAACAGCAUGAAUUACAAGUGAACUCAAUGCAGCUGCUGUACUACCAGGCUCCGAUGUCAUCUGCCAUGUUGCUGGUCGCUGUGCCCUUCUUUGAGCCAGUGUUUGGAGAAGGAGGAAUAUUUGGUCCCUGGUCAGUUUCUGCUUUGCUUAUGGUGCUGCUAUCUGGAGUAAUAGCUUUCAUGGUGAACUUGUCAAUUUAUUGGAUCAUUGGGAACACUUCACCUGUCACCUAUAACAUGUUCGGGCACUUCAAGUUCUGCAUUACUUUAUUUGGAGGAUACGUUUUAUUUAAGGAUCCACUGUCCAUUAAUCAGGCCCUUGGCAUUUUAUGUACAUUAUUUGGCAUUCUUGCCUAUACCCACUUUAAGCUCAGUGAACAGGAAGGAAGUAAGAGUAAACUGGCACAACGUCCUUAAUUGGGUUUUUGUGGAGAAAAGAAUGUUGUCCCAAGAAGAUAAAAAAUAUUGUUAAGUGUGCAAGCUAUUAAAAAAAAAAAAAACUGGGCCAGGCACGGUGGCUCAUGCCUGUAAUCCCAGCACUUUGGGAGGCCAAGGCCAGCGGAUCACCUGAGGUCGGGAGUUCGAGACCAGCCUGACCAAUAUGGAGAAACCCCAUCUCAACUAAUAAUACAAAAUUAGCCAGGCAUGGUGGUGCAUGCCUGUAAUCCCAGCUACUCGGGAGACUGAGGCAGGAGAAUCACUUGAACCCGAGAGGCGGAGGUUGCAGUGAGCCGAGAUCGUACCAUUGCUCUCCAGCCUGGGCAACAAGAGUGAAACUCCGUUUCAAAAAAAAAAAAAAAAUUGGUGACUGAUUCAAUGAUGGAAUGAUUUGUCAGAAUUAACACAAGGGAAAUUUUAUUCAUAUAAUGACUUUUUUUUAAGAGUCUCUUUUUUUAAAAAAAUUAAUUCUCUAAAACCAAAAUGGUUCAUGCUUCUUUUUAAAAAUGAUUGUAUAAAAUGUAUGGGAUGGUUAGCCUGGUGUGGUGGUGCACACCUGUAAUCCCAGCUACUUGAGAGGCUGAGACAUGAGAAUCACUUAAGCCUGGGAGGCAGAGGUUGCAAUGAGCCAAGAUCGCACCACUGCACUCCAGCCUGGGUGACAGAGCAAGACGCUGUCUCUCUCUCUCCAUAUAUAUAUAUAUAUAUAUAUAUGUGUGUGUGUUUGUGUGUGUGUAUACAUAUAUAUAUACACACACAUAUACAUGUGUAUGUAUAUACCAUCCCAUAUAUAUGUGGAUAUAUAUAUAUGGGAUGGUUUGGUUGGUCCCAGCAAAGUACAUGAAAAUUAAAGUUCUGUGAUAAUGACAGAGGAAUUGCUGUUACUGUACUGCAAAUGUGCUGUGGGUUCUCAGUGUUCAUACUCUUCUAAGGAGGGACACACAGAAGCUCUCUGCUUGCUGAUAGAUGGUUUCCCAGUGUGAGAUUUGUUAUUUUGAUCAGAGUAUUCAAAUCAGAAUUUAAAUCCAGUGUUUCUAUUUUAGUUUAGCUUCCUGAUUUAUAUAAAUGAAAUCUCAUUUAUAAAGUGUAAUAAAGAUGACUAAGACAAAAUCCAAUUCUAAAAGUAUGAUUUUUUUCUAGUAGAAAAUUGAUGUAAGAAAUCAUACAUUAUUCAUACAUUUAUAGGUCAUCUCUUUUGAGUUUUCAGUGAACUAUAGAAACUAUAUGGAGUUAAAAAACAAAAUGGCAGCCAUUCUCAGAGGUUCACACCUGUAAUCCCAGCACUUUGCAAGGUUGAGGCGGGCAGAUCACCUGAGGUUGGGAGUUCAAGACCAGUCUGACCAACAUGGAGAAACCCCAUCUCUACUAAAAAUACAAAAUUAGCCAGGCGUGGUGGCGCAUGCCUGUAAUCCCAGCUACUCGGGAGGCUGAGGCAGGAGAAUCGCUUGAACCCAGGAGGCAGAGGUUGCGGUGAGCCGAGAUCAUGCCAUUGCUCUCCAGCCUGGGCAACAAGAGUGAAACUCCAUCUCAAAAAAAAAAAGCCCUAUGUUUAAAUGGCCCAAAGAAAAGACUAUAAAUGGAAUUGAACUUGUUUGUUAGCUGUUUUAUAUUGAGCAUUUUAUAUUGGUAAAUUAGCUGGGCAACAAGAGCAAAACUGUGUCUCAAAAAUAAAUAAAUAAUAAAAGAAAGACCGGAUUUAUUAGAUGUGGUCCAUUUUGUCUUUCUGUUCCCAAACUUAAACUGGAUUAUACCUGCUAAUAUCAGGAAUAUCAUGAUAAUUGCAUUCAUUCAACAAAAAUUAAUUGAGCAUAUACUGUGUGCCAGGUACUGUCCUAGGCAUUAUGGAUAUAAAAGUUUUUAUGCAGAGACAGUCCUAUAUUUCCUAUGACCUUAAGGAACAUUUGUCUAGUAGUAGAGAUAGGACUAAUUAAACAAAAACAAGACAAGACAAGAAUAAUUAAGCAGCAAACUCAAUGAAUGCUAAAGGGAACAUGGUUCUGUGAGCACGUAACAAAAUAAUCUGGCCCAGGCUUGGCACUUGUGGAGGGAGUCCAUGAAGAAAGUUUGAGCUGCAGUCAGAUAUAUAGAAGUUAGCUAGCUAGGCAGAGGGAGGGUAUUGCAUUCUGGAAAGAGGGAAUAGCACAUACAAAUGCCCAGUGGUUGAAGGAAUUGUGAUGAUUUUAAAGAACUGUAAAAAGGAUGGAGUCUGGAGACUAAAUUUGGGAGUGGGGAGAUAUGGUGUGUCAUGCACCUGGGAAGGUAGAUAGGCCUCAGGCCCUACAAUACCUGGAGGCUAUGGAGGAGAACCAGAGAGAUGCCAGGAGACCAGUUAGUUGGGAGAUGACUGUAGUUAGAGAUGGUGGUAGCUUGAAAGCUAGUGGAAUGAGAUAAGUGGAAAUAUUCAAGAGAAUUGAGUAGCUGGAAUCAACUGGACUGGAGAUGGAUUGGAAAUGGAGGGCAUGAGAAGGGGUGAAGUUAAGGAUCACACUUCAGCUGGGCGUGGUGGCUCAUGCCUGUAAUCCCAGUACUUUGGGAGGCCAAGGUGGGUGUAUUGCUUGAGUGCAGAGUUCGAGACCAGCCUGGGCAACAUGAUGAAACCCCAUCUCUACACAGAAUACAAAAUUAGCUGGGCAUGGUGGUGUGGGCCUGUGGUCCCAGCUACUCAGGAGGCUGAGGUGGGAGGAUCUCCUGAGCCCAGGAGGUUGAGGCUUCAGUGCGCCAUGAUCACGCCACUGCACUCUAGCCUGGGUGACAGAGUGAGAACCUGUCUCAACAACAACAACAAAUCACACAUGUCUGAUUUGCACAGCUUGAUAGAGAAUGGUGCCAUUCUCUGAACUGGGAAACACAAGAAGAGGACUGAGGAGAGGGAUGAAGCAGAGGAAGAUUAUGGGCCUUCUUGAUACUGAGAUAUCCAAUUAAAGAUGUUGGCCAGGCAUGGUGGCUCAGGCUUGUAAUCCCAGCACUUUUGGAGGCUGAGGCAGGCAGAUCACUUGAGAUCAGGAGUUCGAGACCAGCCUGGCCAACAUGGUGAAACCCUAUCUCUACUAAAAAUACAAAAAUUAGCUGUGUGUGGUGGUGCAUGCCUAUAAUCCCAGCUACUUAGGAGGCUGAGGCAGGAGAAUCACUUGAAUCUGGGAGGCAGAAGGUGCAGUGAGCUGAGAUUGCACCACUGCACUCCAGCCUGGGUGACAGAGACUCUAUCUCAGAAAAAAAAAAAAAAAGAUGUUAAUCAAAUAAUCAGUUUAUAGAGGCCCAGAACUCAGGAAUAUGUUUAGUUGGAGUGGAGAUAAAACAGGAGUUUCUGGGGUUUGCCUGAUAAGGAAGAAAACAGACCAAGAUGAGCUUGCUGAAGAAGAUAGCAUAAAGAAAGAACAGACUAUAACUGAAGUUGAGGAACUCUGGUAUACGAUGAUAGAACAUAAUGCUGCAAAAGAAACAGAGAAGGAACAAAGAGGCGGGAGGAAAAUGGGCCGGGCACUGUGGCUUAUGCCUAUAAUCCCAACACUUUGAGAGGCCAAGGUGGGUGGAUCUCUUGAGCUCAGAAGUUCAAGACCAGCCUGGGCAUCAUGGCGAAACCCUGUCUCUACAAAAAAUACAAUAAUUAAUAGUUUCGAAAGAAAGAAACCUGCCAAGCAAAAGGCCGGUCUCAGCCCAGGAGCUAGUAGCAUGCAGUGGAACAGGUCUAGCCUGGAUGGCAGCACUGGGACUUCCAGUCCAGACUCUGCCAUUCACUGGUAUAGCCUUUGGGAAAGCCUUUGGACAAGUUGCUCGAAUCUUACUUCUCAGUUUCUUCACCUAUAAAAUGAGGGCUUUGAUCCAAAUAAUUUCCAGGGGACUGUCCAGCUCCAAAAUCCCCUGAUUCUGCUUUUUCAGAUUAAAAUUAUAAUUUCUCAUUUGCUUAUAAUAAAAGCAGAUUUGAAUAAAUUAAUCAGAAGGGUUUGGUUUGUUUGACCUUUUUUUUUAUUUUUAUUUUUUUAUUUUAUUUGUUGAGACAGAGUUUCCUGUCUCCCAGGCUUGGUUGCUGUGGCUCAAUCUCAGUUCACUGCAACCUCCUCUUCCCGGAUUCAAGCGAUUCUCCCGCCUCUGCCUCCCGAGUAGCUGAGACUACAGGCACCCACCAUCAUGCCCGGCUAAUUUUUCGUAUUUUUGUAGAGACAGGGUUUCACCAUGUUGACCAGGCUGGUCUUGAACUCCUGACCUCAGGUGAUCCGCCCGCCUCAGCCUCCCAAAGUGCUGGGAUUACAGGUGUGAGCCACCGGGCCCGGCCUGUUUGACCUUUAUAAGAUCAAUUUUUUUUGUUCACAAGCAUUUCUUUACUCAUAGAUAACCAUUUUUAUAACUUAUAUGAGACACAUUUAAUGUAAUCAUAUUACUUUCUUAUAUUAAAAGAUAGGAUUUCUUCUGAUGUAUCCAAGUUACUUUAUACUUCAUAUGAAGUCAUUAGGAGGUGAAUUAUUGCCAAUUCAAUGAAUUAUUUAUGAGUAUUUGGGGAAUGUUUUUGUUAUGCUUCUUUUAAUUUGGAAAGCAGCAUAUCACUCAAACUAUAGUAAUUCACAUUUUUGCAUUUAACUAAAAGUGUCUCAUAACUACUAUGCCACAAGAACAAGCAUGGAUGUUUAUUUAACCAGCCAAGACUAUGCAUUUCUAAAUAUUUAUUUUUUUCAGUUAUCCAUAGACUUUUCCUUUUGAAAUCCAACGAUCUGUAUCAACCACAUGUCUUCAUUUUCCUUUUCCUGUUUGUCUUACUCUCCCCCCGAAAAAAGUCAGUUUCCUGUUUUCUCAAUUCUCCUUUUCUCAGUUUAAAAUUAGCCCUAUGGCAGGUGCCACGUACAGCUGCAAAGGUGGCAAGAAGCCCUGAGAAAGCUCGAGAAGCGGGUCAAGGGGGUGGAUAAGGAAGAUGGGACGUUCAAGCAGAAACAAAAAGAGGAGCUAAAAGUGAAAGCCUCCCCCCCACCCCCCGCCACCAGCCCCUGCCAGCCACAGGUGGAAUUAAAGAAAUCUGGCAAAAAAUAAAUUUUGUUAUCUGUGCUUGGGGCGGUGACCCUUGACUCCAUUCCUAUUUAAACACCUGGAUUCUCUGCCAUAACAUCUUUUGCCACCUAUAGCUACAAUAAAGUGUCGUCUUGGAGUCUGUUGUACAUUUAAGAAUAAACUUUUGUAAGGAAAUAAAAAAGAGUCUACAGUUCAGUGCAGGAUAGGGAUGGGUGGGCCUUAAUUCAGGAGAUGGGAGGCUCAAAAUCAAUUACUCUGUUGAGGAGAUGGAAUCUCCUGGAAUCUCAAUAAGGAUUUCCUUUAAGAAUCAUCAGACUCAUCUGACUCUUCAAGUCUUUCUCUCCUUGGAGUUUUGUUUUGUUUUUAUUUUGUUUUGUUUUAGAGAUGGGUUCUCGCUCUGUCACCCAGGCUGGAGUGCAGUGGUGCAAUCACAGCUCACUGCAGCCUCGAAUUCCUAGGCUCAAGUGAUCCUCCCACCUCAGCCUCCUGAGUAGCUGGGACUACAGGUGUGCACCAACAGGCCCAGAUAAUUUUAUUUUUUGUAGAGACGGGGUCUUGCUAUGUUGCCAGGCUGGUCUCCAACUCCUGGCCUCAAGUGAUCCUCUUGCUUCUGCCUCCCAAAGUGCUAAAAUUACAGCUGUGAAACACCGCGCCUGGAGUUAAAAAGCAAGAUUAACCUUUUUGGACUGGAGUUCUUAGAGAAUUAUGGUGUGACUCAUUGACCAUAUUUGUUAGGAUCAGCAUUUUUAUAUGAUUUAACACAAAAUUAUACAGAAAAAAGUGCAAAAAUGUUGUAAGGCACAGUUGGUUUCCUAAGCAAACGCCCAUUGCUAUUCUUCGUUCAUCUCCACUCUAGAGGCUAGAAAUGCUAAAUUCUCUUUUUACCUUGUUGCCUUGUAGAGGGAUGAUCAUAUGACAUCUCACCAAUGGCACAUAAUUCAAAGUCUGCUGAGGAUUUCUAGGGUAUCCUGAUUAAAAGGGACAGAUGUGGCUGGUAGUGUCUAUUACCACCUCCUUCCUUAAAUGUAGCUGCAGAUGUCUAGAAUUGUGCUAAUCAGCUUAUGACUAUAAAAGAGAGGUGAAGAGAGCCAGAUCUGAAAGUGGUGAGCUGACCAGGCACAGUGGCACACCUGUAACCCCAGCACUUUGGGAGGCCGAGAGAGGAGGAUCAUUUGAGCCCAGGAGUUUGAGACCAGCCUGGGCAACAUGGCAAAACCUGUUCUCUGUGAAUAACUUAAAAAGUAGUCAGGUGGCCAGGUGUGGUGUUUCACACCUGUAAUCCCAGCACCUUGGAAGGCCGAGGUGGGUGGAUCACCUGAGGUCAGGAGUUCGAGACCAGCCUGACCAACAUGGAGAAACCCUGUCUCUACUAAAAAUACAAAAUUAGCCGGGCGUGGUGGCGCAUGCCUGUAAUCCCAGCUACUCCACAGGCUGAGACAGGAGCACUGUGGUCUCAGCUACUCAAGAAGCUGAAGCAGAAGGAUUGCCUGAUCCUGGGAGGUCGAGGCUGCAGUGAGCCAUGAUCAUGCCACUGCACUAUAUGCUGGGCAACAGAGGGAGACCCUGUCUCAAAAACAAACAAAACAAACAAACAAAAACAAGCAAAAAAAAAAAAGUGUUGAGCAGCUACAACAAUGCCAUUAGAUGCCCUGGGUGUCACUCUGGGUGACAGAGUGAGAACCUGUCUCAACAACAACAACAAAUCACACAUGUCUGAUUUGCACAGCUUGAUAGAGAAUGGUGCCAGACAGGAGAAUCGCUUGAACCAGGGAGGCAGAGGUUGCGGUGAGCUGAGACCACACCAUUGCACUCCAGCCUGGGCAACAAGAGUGAAACUCCGUCUCAAAAAAAAAAAAUUAGGUAUUCAGUAAGUAGAUCUAGGAAAAACUCACUCUAAUAAUGUUUCAGGAACUUCCUAAGACCAUAGUGGGAGACAGCUGCAUCAGAGGCCUCCCAGUGCCAUAGGACCAUAGAACCAUGGACAUGGGUGAGCAACUGUGUGCUGGGAGGAAAUGGCUGCUUAUUGGCAUGGAGUUAUUGAAUGCAGAACUUUUCAGCCAAGCACAAGGCUAUUUUUCUGAAAUCAUAACAUCGUGAGGACAUCCACUGCUUGUACUCAAAUAGCAUUCCUCAUAGGGAUGUCAAACCCGUGACUCUCUCAUACCUCCAAAAUCUCACUGCUGUUCUGAAACUCCAGAGAUUUUGCCAAGGAAACACUGACAUUCCUUCUGCCCACUCCUCUCCCCACGCUGCACUAUGUGGCCCCAGAGAGGAAAGACAAGGGCUGUUACCAUGGAGCUCUUGAAUUUCAUUAUGUAUCUCCCAACACAACUUUGGCCUCACCCUCUUCCCCAGUGUGAAGAUGCACAACCCAAGUGGGACAGUCUGAAUUUCCCCACCCUCAGGUGUCAGAGAAUCAGAGGAAGUCAUGCUGCUUAUCUAGAAUCUGCUAGAAACGGAGUUCACCCAAAGAAUGACCAUCACAGAAUUUAUGAACUACUCCUAGAUCAUGCAAUUAAUAAGUCCUCUAGACCAGUACCACUCAAGGUAGGGUCUGGGCCCCAGUGCCAGUCCAUAAACAGUUUGCUGCCGUCUGGGUGUGGUGGCUCAUGCCUAUAAUCCAAGCACUUUGGGAGGCCAAGGUGGACGGAUCACUUGAGAUCAGGAGUUUGAGACCAGCUUGGCCAACAUGGUGAAACCCCAACUCUAUAAAAAGUACAAAAAUUAGCCAGGUAUGGUGGUAUGUGCCUGUGAUCCCAGCUACUCGGGAGGCUGAGGUGGGAGGAUCACCCAAGCCCAGGGAGGUCGAGGCUGCAAUGAGCCACUGUGAUGGUGAACUGCACUCCAGCCUGAGUGACAGAGUGAGAUCCUGUCUCAAAGGGCGGGGUAGGGGAUUUGGGGUAGUAAUAUCAAUAGCAGACAAAAUAGAAUUUGAGGCAAAAAGUAUUAAUAGGAUCAAGAUUUUUUUUUUUUUAAAGAACAAUCCACCACGAACAUAGCAAUCAUGAACAACCCAGAAAACAGCAUGAAAAUUAAAAGGAAAAUUGGAUUUUAAAUACUUCUAGUAGAGAUGAUAGAGCAGGCAACAGGGAAGUUAGUAACCUUGUCUAAUAGGUUAUCUGUACUCAACAAGCAUAGAACACACACUCCUUUCAAGUACCUGAGGAAUGUUUAUAACAGUAAAGAUGAACAGAGAUCAUAUUAUAAAUAGUUGGAAGAUUUAUUUUUUAUUUUGUUUUUUAGAAACAGGGUCUUGGGGCCAGGCGUGGUGACUUACACCUGUAAUCCCAGCACUUUGCAAGGCCAAAGCGGGUGGAUCACCUGAGGUCAGGAGUUUGAGACCAGCCUAGUCAACAUGGCGAAACCUCGUCUCUACUAAAAAUACAAAAAUUAGCUGGGCGUAGUAGUGGGUGCCUAUAAUCCCAGCUACUUGGGAGGCUGAGGCAGGAGAAUUGCUUGAACUGGGGGAGCGGAGGUUGCAGUGAACCAUGGUCACACCACUUCACUCCAGCCUGGACAAAAGAGCAAAACUCCAUCUCCAAAAAAGAAAGAAAAGAAACUGAGUCUUGUGGCUGGAUGCAGUGGCUCAUGCCUGUAAUCGCAGCACUUUGGGAAGCCAAGGUAGGUGAAUCACUUGAGCCCAGGAGUUUGAGACCAGCCUGGCCAGCAUGGCGAAACUCCAUCUCUACUAAAAAUACAAAAGUUAGCUGGGCGUGGUGGCGUGCCCCUGUAAUCCCAGCUACUUGGGAGGCUGAGGCAGGAGAAUUGCUUGAACCCAGGAGGUGGAGGUUGCAAUGAGCCACUGCACUCCAGACUGCAUUCCAGCCUGGGUGACAGAACAAGACUGUCUCAAAAACAAAAACAAAAAACUAGGUCUUUCUCUGGGGCCGACGCUGGAGUGCAGUGGCUUUUUGCAGGCGCAAUCCUAGUGCACUGCAGCCCUGAACUCCUCGGCUCAAGUAAUCCUCCUGCCUCAGCCACCUGAGUAACUGGGACUAUAGGUAUGCCCUACCAUGUGUGGCUAUAUUUGGUACGUUUUAAAUGAAAAUAUUUUUGUUUUCUGUACAUUUAUUUAAAUUUAAAAAGUAUUUAAACCAUCUUUAAGAAAUUUAAUGUUGAGAAUGUUCUAGAAUAGUGAGUCAUUAGAUUUCAAAAUAUUGGUAUUGAACCAGACGGUCUUGUGGCUUCAAAGAAGUCUCUGAAGUCACUCCAGGUGAUAUUAAAAGUACAGUGCUAGGACUAGACUGUCUGACCCAAAAUAUGUGGCUGGAGCCAGAAAGGAUAUAAGCAUGGUUUGAGAAGGAAAAAAGCUUACCAAGGGGGAAUUGAGGAAGCCAUUUGCAAAACUUCCAGGAAAGUUAAAUGAAUGAAUGAAUAAAAUGUGAUUAAUAAAUAUGCGGGCCAGGUACAGUGGCCUGCAUCUGUAAUCCUAGUGUUUUGGGAGGCCAAGGCAGGAGGUGCACUUGAGGCCAGGAGUUCAAGACCUGAGCAACACAGCAAGAGCCCCGUCUCUAUAAAAAAUUUUAUAAAAUUAGCCGGGCAUGGUGGUAGACACCUGUAAUCCCAGCUACUUGGGAAGAUGAGGCAGAGGAUUGCCUGAGCCCAGGAGUUUGAGGUUAUAGUGAGCCAUGACUGUGCCACUGCACUCCAGCCUGGGCAACAAAGUGAGACCCUGACUCUAAAAGUAAAAUUAAAUUAAAUUAAAAAUAAGUAGAUAAAUAUGGGUUAUGCUGUGAAGCAUAGAGGGAGGGAUGAAGAGGACAUUUUAAGCCAUUUCCCUGGCCCCAGUUUCUAAUAUUAUUUCUAAAAUGCAAGAUAUCUGGUUAUCCCAGACCAGUUAUUUUUUUAUUGAAAUUUGCUCAAAAUUUUUAUUUUUAAAUCUUAACAAUUUCUAAAAUCAAGCUUUUAAAUUUAUUUUGUAUUUUUUUGAGACAGGGUCUCACUUUGUCACCCAGGCUGGAGUGCAGUGUCACAAACAUGGCUCACUGCAGCCUCGACCUCCCAGGCUCAAGUGAUACUCCUGCCUCAGCGUCCCAAGUAGCUGGGACUACAGGCAUGCACCACCACACCUGGCUAAUUUUUUUAUAUUUUGUUUGUAGAGACGGGGUUUCACCAUGUUGCCCUGUCUGGUCUUGAAACCUUGAGCUCAAGAGAUCUGCCUGCCUUGGCCUCUCAAAGUGCUGGGAUUACAGGCGUGAGCCGUCCUGCCUGGCCUAGUCACAGUUUUUUUUUUUUUUUUUUUUUUUUGAGACGGAGUUUCACUCUUGUUGCCCAGGCUGGAGUGCAAUGGCAUGAUCUGGGCUCACCGCAACCUCCACCUCCUGGGUUCAAGCGAUUCUCCUGGCUCAGCCACCCAAGUAGCUAGGAUUAUAGGCAUGCACCACUAUGCCUGGCUAAUUUUGUAUUUUUAGUAGAGACAGGGUUUCUCCAUGUUGAUCAGGCUGGUCUCGAACUCCUGACCUCAGGUGAUCUGCCUGCCUCGGCCUCCCAGAGUUGGGAUUACAGGCAUGAGCCACCAUGCCCAGCUAGUCACACUUUUUAGUCAAGAUUUUUAAAAUGUCCGCAUGCUUUUCUGAGAGCCUUAUCUCUCGUGAUUUGAAGCAUUUUCUCCAUCAGGCCUAAGGCUGAAGGAAUGUAGUUUGCUGCCCUUCAGUCUAUGACAAGGAGGUCUGUUUCCUCCAAUGCCUGCCUUUUAGACAGAGCAUUGAUUCACAGGGAACAGAGGCAGACCUGGGGCUGACACUGAAUGAAUGCUACUCACAGCAGUAAGGGGAAAAGUGGGAAAGUCUUGUUUAUGCUGUGGUUGGUGUGGAUGUCUUUGGGGAAGAAAAAUUCAGGAUGAGUUUAUUAAGAGCAUUAUUUUUGAAAGUAUAAGAUUUGUGAUUGUAACGUAAACUUAAAUCACUUUGGGAAUGAAUAAAAAAAUCUAUGUGACACAAAUUAAUCAUCAUUCUCAUUGUAAAUUUGGCAAGGUAUUUGUAAUUAGGAAUAUCUGUCAUAUUGGCACUGGGCAAUUAAUUCUGAAUGUUCCCAUGCUGAAGAUUCUCUCAAAAAGGGAAAAAACAAGAUCCUUUAUUUGUAUAAGUACAAUCAGUUUGCUGAAUAAAACCUUUAUAGCUACAGUUAUAACAGGAUUGUUUCUACAUUUUAGCUUGGCGAUCCCAUGACUAUUCUGUUUUGCUAAUAAUAAACAAAUACUGUGCUA
Symphalangus syndactylus (siamang) is the source of this 12419-nucleotide messenger RNA. It is a transcript of the gene SLC35E3, whose product is annotated as solute carrier family 35 member E3. The record is from RefSeq and is a predicted model, not a curated record. NCBI's taxonomy places the organism in Eukaryota, Metazoa, Chordata, Mammalia, Primates, Hylobatidae.